This is a messenger RNA of Drosophila hydei, 9827 nucleotides long. RefSeq names its product E3 ubiquitin-protein ligase TRIP12 (gene ctrip). Gene Ontology annotation, molecular function: ubiquitin protein ligase activity; zinc ion binding. NCBI's taxonomy places the organism in Eukaryota, Metazoa, Arthropoda, Insecta, Diptera, Drosophilidae. The transcript is spliced from 13 exons. Gene Ontology annotation, biological process: proteasome-mediated ubiquitin-dependent protein catabolic process; protein polyubiquitination; DNA damage response. Gene Ontology annotation, cellular component: nuclear speck. Bases 370 to 9615 code for a protein of 3081 amino acids. The record is from RefSeq and is a predicted model, not a curated record.
AGUUUUGUUACGUGUAGAGAUUGAAAUAUUGUAAACUCUGUGAAAAUUGUGCAAAUUAUUAUAAACAAAUAUCAACAAGCACAAAACUCUCCGCUGCCUGCAAUAAACAAAAAUUCGCAGCGUGCACUCAGCAAAACUGAAAAAAGCUAAAUAAAAAAUCAAAAUAAGUCCAAUAAACUCAGAAAGUGUGUGUGAAGGCAAUUAAUAUUAUAGAUAUAUUAUCAAGACUCUGCAAUCUUUGUGUGGUUUAAUUUCAAUAUUAUUUAGCACAAGAUUUUAGACUUAAGACAACAAUUUAUAAUUGCAAACAAUUCUCUGUGAAGUUGGCAUGUUAAGUGUGUUCGAUGCCAGUGCGGUUAAGUGUCGUCUAUGGCCGAGUCCGUUAAAAGUCAAACGCUCUCUGCAUUGACGGAGGGGCAGCACGACGGUAGUAAAACAACAACAACAACUGCCAUAGCCAAUACGCAACGCCGUUGCAACAAUUAUAACAUUCACAAUAAUAACAACAAUAAAAGCAAUAACAGCAAGAAACGCAAUACAGCGUCAACAGCAACAUCGUCAACAGUAACUGCUGCUGUUGCUGCGCCUUCUGCCACAUCCUUCGCAUGUCGUUCGCGCAGUAAGAGUCGCAGUCUUACGUCAAUUGUAACAGCAGCAACAGCGACAUCAACAACAACCAACAACAGCAAGAUCAACAAGAAAUCCACCGUUACUGAAGUUAAUCGACGCUCCGCAGAAUUUAAUAGCGCUACAUCCACCACCACAUCAUCAAAUAACGGAAACGUCAACGACUUAUCCUUGUCGCCAGGCAGCCGCAAGCGCCAACAUCAGCAACAGCAGAAUAACAACCUCAACUACAUCAAGAGCCACAACCAGCAACAACGUCCAUCUGCGCCCGGCGGGGAUCAGUACGUGGAGCUAAAUUCACCGCUGAAGAAGCGUCGUGUGCAGCAGCAACAGCCACCAGCCACAGCAGCAGUUGCAACUGUCAGCGAAGCCGCCUCGCCGGCUGAAGGAGCAACUGCAUCAGAGGACUCACCAGCGCCGCAGCUUAUUCAGCUGCAACAUACACCACGCCUGACAUCUGGCGGCGAUUGUGUGGCCCAGCGCACACGCUCCAAGACUCUCACGCCCGAGGAUCUGCCAAGCACGAGUAGCGCGGCCGCAGCGCGUCACAGUAGCAGCAACAGCAACUGUCAGCACGUGAUUGGUGUGACGCCACAGCGUGGGGCAGCUGUCCGAGCAGCAGUACGCAGCACAAGCGGGGGCAACAGCAGCAGCGGCAGCAACUUGCUCAACUAUUACCGCAAGACCCGCAAAGUGAGUCACACGCGCGCCAAGCCCUCACAAGCAACAGCAACAGUUGCGCCUGCAGCACAACAGCAACCAGAUCAGGAGGAUUUGCUAGGUAAAUUUCCAGAGACCGCCCACGCACGCCUGCAGGCUAGCAGUUCGGCGGUUAUAGCAGCGGCCGCAGCUAUAGACGCAGCGCGUCAGGACUCCAACAACCACAACAACAAUAACGUCGCUGUCAAGCGACUGGACAAGAAGAACAACAGCAACAACAAGUACAUUAAGUACCGCAAGAAUUUACGCAACUAUCAGCAGCAGCUGCUCGCCAGAAUUGACGCGACAGCGGAUAAAAUUCCGGACGAGAACGAGCACGUGGAGCAUAACGAGAACAUUUGCGGUAACUUGGAGGACCACCAGCAGCGUAGAGAGGCCCAGGAGGAGGUCAGCAACGUAGACGUCAACGAAGAGGAGGACGUCGCUGCAGCCGCUGUUGACGGUGGUGCGAACGGGCUGUUUGAGGCCGCCGGCGGCAACAACUCCGCCGAGGAGGACGAACAGGACCAGGAGGAAGACGAAGAUCAAGACCAAGAGGAGGAAGUGGAAGCCGAGGAGGAGGAAGUGGGUUUCUACGAAAUAGUCAACUCGGCGGAUUCAUCAUACGAAGAGGACGCCCAAAUCGUUGCCGAAGAGGACGAACUCAGCGAAGAGGAGGACGUGGACGACGAGGAAGACGACGAUCUUGAAGAGGAUUUCGACGAAGAAGAAGACGAUCUUUCAGAGGGUGAAUUCGCUGAGCAUAUUAUUGGUGAACUUGGUGGGUCGCAACAACCACGUGCAGCGCCGCCGCCUAUUAUCUAUCAGCAGCCACGUUACGCAGCAGCAACAUUUGUGCCGCCACCAACACAUCAACAACAGCAACAUACGGCCUACGCACAGCAGCAACAUUCUUCAUUGCGCCGCAGUUCACGUAGCAAAACGGGUUCCUGUGUGAGUUCCGCAGCAGCAGCCGGUCAGCAACAGCAGCCACAACAUCAUCUGCAGCAACAUCAAUUGACAGCAGGGGCAGCUGUUGUUGUUGCUCCCGGCACUGCUGCUGCUGCCGCUACACUACAGCAACAACAGCCGCCAAAUCAAUACCAAUACCAUCAGCAGUUGGCCGGCAACACGGUGGUUGUGGCAGUGCGUCAGCAACAGCAGCAGCAGCACGUGGCUUUACAGCAGCAGCAGCAACAACUGCAUCAACAGGCGCUGCAACAGCAACAACACCAACAGCAGCAGCAGCAACGUGCAACAAUUGUCCAGCCUGGUUUUCUCUUCAGCUACCGCAGCAAUCAUAAUCAGCAGCACCAGCAACAUUUGCAGCAACAGCAACAACCGAAAGCAACGCACAGCAGCAGUGCAGCUUCGGAUGCUUUAACAUAUAGUUUGAUGGCACAACAGCAACAACAGCAAGCGCCAAAUGGACCGCCGCAUGCAGGUGGACAGCAACUGACGUCAGGAUCGAACUCGGCCAAUCUCAGCAUUGUAGCAGCCGCUUUGAGCGCCGCACGAGGAGGCGACUCUGCAGUCAACGUUAACGUUAACGUUAGCAGCGCAGUGGGCGCCAACAGCAGUAGUGCUAGCGGCGGCAGCGGCAACGGUGCCUCGGCCAGCGGCAGCAGCAACAAUGUAGCCACAACAACAACAGCCACAGCAGCAGCAGCAACAGGUGCUGCUGCUGCCAGUGCUGCACAAUCAACAGCAACAGCGGCAACAGGAACUGGAUCAUCAGCCACAACAGGCGCUGCUGCUGCUGUAAAUGCUGCUGCUGCUGCCGCGGCCGCUGCUGCCGCAGCAGCUGCCGCAGACUCGGAAAGCGAUGACAGCGAAGUGGGACGUCUCCAAGCCUUGCUCGAGGCACGAGGCCUGCCGCCACAUCUGUUUGGUGCAUUGGGACCCCGGAUGACACACAUCCUGCACCGGACUAUUGGCAACAGCAGCACCUCGAAGGCGAAUCAACUGCUGCAGGGUCUGCAGUCGCAUGAUGAAUCCCAACAGCUGCAGGCGGCCAUCGAGAUGUGUCAAAUGUUGGUCAUGGGCAACGAGGAUACGCUAGCCGGCUUCCCCGUUAAGCAAGUGGUGCCGGCUCUCAUCCAGCUGCUGCGCAUGGAGCACAAUUUCGAUAUCAUGAACAAUGCCUGCCGGGCCUUGGCCUAUAUGCUGGAGGCACUGCCUCGAUCCGCCGGAACUGUAGUGGAGGCAGUGCCUGUGUUUCUCGAGAAGCUGCAGGUCAUCCAGUGCAUGGAUGUGGCCGAACAGAGUCUGACCGCACUGGAGAUACUGUCGCGUCGCCACAACAAGGCCAUUCUACAGGCGAAUGGCAUUAGCGCCUGCCUCACCUACCUGGACUUUUUCUCUAUUGUGGCUCAACGUGCUGCCCUUUCCAUCACCGCCAACUGCUGCCAGAACAUGCAUGCCGAGGAAUUCCACUUCGUCUCCGACAGCUUACCUCAGCUGGCCCGUCUGCUGUCGCAGCAGGACAAGAAGUGUGUGGACAGCGUGUGCACGGCUUUCUGGCGUCUGGUUGAGAGCUUCCCGCACGAUGGGAAACGAUUGCAACAGAUUGCCAGCCCCGAUCUCCUCAAGAAUUGCCAGCAGCUGCUGGUGGUGACGCCGCCCAUACUCAACACGGGCACCUUCACCAAUGUGGUGCGCAUGCUCAGCCUGAUGUGCGCCGCAUGCCCGGAUCUGGCCAUAUCGCUGCUGCGCAAUGAUAUAGCCGCCACCUUGCUCUAUCUGCUUACCGGCAAUGCAGAGCCGGCGGCAGCCAGUGCCAACCAUGUGGAGCUAGUGACACGUCCGCCUCUCGAGCUGCUCGAGUUGACCUGUUUGAUUGGUGAGCUGAUGCCGCGCCUGCCGCUGGAUGGCAUCUUCGCCGUAGAUGCGCUCUUGGAUCGACCUACGCUCAAUACCCAGGAUCAGGUGCAGUGGCAAUGGCGCGACGAUCGAGGCGCCUGGCACAACUAUUCCACGAUUGACUCCCGCCUGAUAGAGGCGGCUCAUCAAAGCAGCGAGGACGAGAUCAGUUUGAGUACUCUGGGACGUACCUAUACGGUAGACUUCCAUGCCAUGCAACAAAUCAACGAGGAUACGGGCACCACAAGGCCCGUUCAACGCAAACUGAACCCCAAUUAUGUGGCUCCGGGUGCAGCAGCAGCCGCCGCAGCUGUUGCAGCUGGACAAGACCUGAGCACAACUGGUGCGGCCACCACAUCCACGGCAGCAGCAGCAGCAGCGGCUGCCAACAACAACAACAACAACAACAACACGAGCAGUAGUAGCAACAGCUCAUCGUCGCACUUGGUGAAGCGUCGCCCCUCGCUGGACGCACGCAUCGCCUGUCUGAAAGAGGAGCGUGGCCUGGCCGCCGAUUUCAUCAAGCACAUCUUCAAUGUGCUGUACGAGGUGUACAGCUCCUCGGCCGGACCCAAUGUGCGCUACAAAUGCCUGCGCGCUUUGCUUCGCAUGGUCUACUAUGCCACGCCGGAACUGCUGAGGCAGGUGCUCAAGUAUCAGCUGGUCUCCAGCCACAUUGCCGGCAUGCUGGGCAGCAAUGAUCUGCGCAUUGUGGUCGGCGCUCUGCAGAUGGCCGAGAUUCUGAUGCGACAGCUGCCGGAUAUCUUCGGCACGCAUUUUCGGCGCGAGGGCGUCAUCUAUCAGUUCACCCAGUUGACCGAUCCCAGCAACCCCAUAUGCGCCAACCCUUCGCCCAAGCCGUUGAGCACCACGGCCACGCCCACGGGCAAUGCGGGCGGAUCCCAGAGUGCUCCCGCCUCGGCGAACAGCCUGCAGGUGAAUCCCUUCUUCAUGGACAACGUGAGCAUAGGAACAGGAUCUGCCUCAACUGGAAGCGGCGGGUCUAGCAGCGCCAAUGCCACACCCAGCAGCUCCAAGCAUCAAUCGUACAGCGUGAAGAGUUUCUCGCAUGCCAUGAACGCGCUCACCGCCAGCGCCAAUACAGUGUCCAAGCAGCAGCAACAGCAGCAUCAGCAAACAUCAACUGCUGCACUGGAUGGCACCGGAGCCAGCUACAACUACAGCAGUUCUGCGCCAUGCUCGUCCACUGGCGUUGCAUCCGUUUCAGCCGCAGCAGCGCCAGCACCAGCUGCUUACUUUGUGGCUGCCACAGCAAACGCCGAUCCACGACAGUAUCUGAAUUUCCAGCAGCCGGCUGCUCCGCUCGAGCUCAAUGCUCAGCACCAACAACAGCAACAAUUGCCGCCCACACAGAUCAUCUAUAGCAAUGCGGGAGGCGCCAGCAGCUACCAGCAGCAGCAGCAGCAACAGUUGCAGCCACCACAGCAGCAGUCUCAGCAUGGGGGUGUGGCAGUUGCCUCCACUAGCGCGGCAGCUGCCAACAGCAACAGCGCCAACAACAACAACAGUAACAGUAGCAGUAACUGCUCCUCGUCGGCGCUGCAGCAUAAGAUGACGGACAUGCUGAAGCGCAAGGCUCCGCCUAAACGCAAAUCACAAAGCAGCGGACGGGCUAAGUCCAGGCAAGAAGAUGCCGCAGCAGCAGCUGUCGCCGCCAAUUCGGCCAGUUCGGCAAUGCACGAGCUGCUCAGCCGGGCAACGAGUCUGGGCAGUAACACAGGUGGUCGCAAUACGCCCAGCACUGGCUCCGGCUCUAAUACCGGCUCUGGCAAUUCGAAGUCUCGCUUUAGCGCGGGCAACACCAAUAAUGGGGGCAACUCCUCUACGAAGUCAUCGUUUCUGUCCUCGCUCAAUCCGGCGCGCUGGGGACGCCAGGCGGCGCACCAUCAGCAGCAGCAACAGCAAUCCUCCGCAGCGCACCACGGACUGUCUAAAGAUGGCAGCAACACCAACAACAGCAGCAGCUCUUCGGCAGGAGGUGCCUGCGGCUCGGCUUCUGGGCUGUCCUAUUCGGGCAGCUCGGCUGGUGGCAGUAUGAACGCCGCCGCCGUUGCUGCCAGCAUUAGCAAGAGCAUCUCUCAUGCCAAUCUGAUGGCGGCCGCCAAUCGGGAACGCGCACGCCAAUGGGUGCGAGAGCAGGCCAUCGACUUCGUCAAACGUUACACGGAACAGGAGGCGAGGCGUAGCAAAGCACGCGAAAGUGAGGGCGGCCACGGUGGAGUGGGAGCAGCAGGUGCCGGCUGCAGUAGCACAGCAGCUGCCACAUCAAGCACAUCACUGGCCAGCACCAGUGUCCUGGAACGUUUGUCGAGUAUUCUGCUAAAGUUGAACGGCAGCUAUCACGUCUGUCUGGAUGCGCUCCUCGAGCUGAAGACCAUAUUGCUGGAGAGCGAUAUCUCGCCAUUUGAAGUGAAUCAUUCUGGUUUGAUCAAAGCCAUGCUCAACUACAUGACCAGCGAAUCAGGUCUGGUGGAGCGCGAUGCUCGCCUGCGCAGCUUUAUGCACGUCUUUGCUGGUCUGCCGCUGGAACCACUUCUACAGAAUGUGGGCCAGCUGCCGGUGAUAGAGCCACUCGCUUUUGGCGCCUUUGUGGCCAAGCUAAAUGGCUGCGUUACACAGCUUGAACAGUUCCCCGUCAAAGUGCACGAUUUCCAAGCCGGACCCGGCGGACGCACCAAUCAGAGCGCGCUACGUUUCUUUAAUACGCAUCAAUUAAAGUGCAAUCUGCAGCGUCAUCCGCAGUGCAGCAAUCUGCGCCAGUGGAAGGGCGGCACCGUAAAGAUCGAUCCUUUAGCCAUGGUGCAGGCCAUCGAACGGUAUUUGGUAGUGCGCGGCUAUGGUGGAAUACGCGCCGAUUCGGAUGAUGACAGCGAAGAGGAUAUGGAUGAUAAUGUGGCUGCUGUAGUGAUGACCCAGUCAGGCUUCAAGCACAAGCUACAAUUCCUCAUCGGGGAGCACGUGUUGCCCUACAAUAUGACCGUUUACCAGGCGGUAAAACAGUUCUCUCCGCUAGUCAACGAGCAGCACGAGACAGACAACGAGUCCGAGAUGCUGUUGGGCAAUAGCAGCAUUUGGGUGCAGCAGCACACCAUCUACUAUCGCCCCGUCGAGGAGGAACUCCCUGGCGGCUCUGGGGCAAACAGCUCCUGCAGUAGUAGUAGCAGCAGUCAAGCCCACAAGCAAAAUCUGGCACACAGCAGCAGCAGCGGCAGCAGCAAUAGCCAUGCCACAUCCAGUGGUACACAUGUGCUUGGUACCUCAUGCUCCACCUCAAGUUCAUCUAAUUCGGCAGCCAGUUCGAGUGCUGGCGGCAAGAAGUCCCAUAAAUCUAGCAGCAAAUUUAUGCGCAAAAAGACCGAACUGUGGCACGAGGGGAUUGCUCCGACAGUGCUGUCACCGUUGAAGCCAUUCCUGAGCAGCUGCCUGCCCAGCGAUGUGGUGACCGUGCAAGAUGCUUCGCUAGAUGCGUUAUGCAUGCUGCGUGUAAUUUAUGCCCUGAAUCGACACUGGGAGCAUCUGUAUGGCUGCGUGGUGCGCCAGAAUAUUAUUGCCAAUACUGAGUUUGUGCAUCCAAAGAUUACGGCCAAGGCGAAUCGCCAGCUGCAGGAUCCGUUGGUCAUCAUGACUGGCAAUCUGCCCCAAUGGUUACCUCAGAUAGGCAUGGCCUGUCCCUUCCUCUUCCCCUUCGAGACGCGUCACUUGCUUUUCUAUGCCACAAGCUUUGAUCGGGAUCGGGCGCUGCAGCGUCUGUUAGACACCACACCGGAUCUGAACUCGGCGGAGUCAUCUGAACGUGUAGCGCCACGUCUAGACAGACGUAAACGAGCCAUCUCACGUGCCGAGCUACUGAAACAGGCCGAGCACAUACUCCAGGACUUUGGCAAUUCCAAGGCCCUGCUGGAGAUUCAAUACGAGAAUGAGGUGGGCACCGGAUUGGGACCCACGCUGGAAUUUUAUGCUCUGGUAUCUGCCGAGCUGCAGCGCACGGAUCUUGGUCUGUGGAAUGGCAGCGACAGCUAUCGCCAUAACUCAUCCAAUAUUGCCGACGUGGUCAAGUCCAGCAAUCCCGUGGUGCACAUCGAAGAUACAGUCGAGUCCAACGGCGAGACGGUAGUGAUGUCCACAGUUGUGGCGACUGCCGCCAACACUCAAACAACGAACGUACAUCUGACCCGCAGCAACAGUCGCAGCAACGCGCUGCGCAAUCAGCAGCAACAGUUGCUGGCGGAGCACAGCUCUUCCAGCUCCAAUGACAACGCUUUAAAUAUGAUCAUUGCACAGCAGUUUAGUGAUAUGGCAACCACUGAAGGUGGCGCCAACAACUCCCCCCAAGUGCUGGAAGAACAGACGAUAACAACAACCACAGCAACCGGAACAGUCACUGCAACAACAACAACUAUUCAAACGGCAUCCACUGUUAGCUACGUCCACGCCGCACAUGGCCUGUUUCCUUUGCCUUUGGGCAAAUCCUCCAAGCUGCCACAGAUGACCAAGGCCAAGUCGAAGUUUAAAUUCCUAGGCAAGUUUAUGGCCAAGGCAGUAAUGGAUAGUCGCAUGCUCGAUUUGCCAUUCUCACUGCCCUUCUAUCGCUGGCUGAUCAACGAGGAGUUAUCGAUUGGCCUGGCCGAUUUGAUGCGGGUUGCGCCCGAGGUGCAAAGUACGUUGGUGCGUCUGCAGGAUGUGGUGCGACAGCGCGAGGAUAUCCAAUUGGAUGCCAAUCUAGAUGCCAUGGAAAAGAAGGAGAAGAUGGAGCAACUUGAUUUGGAUGGCUGUCCCAUUGCGGAUUUGGGACUGGACUUUGUACUGCCCGGACAUGCCAACAUUGAGCUGUGCCGUGGCGGACGUGAUACGCCCGUAACCGUGCACAACUUGCAUCAAUAUAUCUCGCUGGUUACCUACUGGUUCCUCGUCGAAGGCGUGCAGAAACAGUUUGAGGCACUGCGAGAGGGCUUUGAUUCCAUUUUCCCCAUACAACGAUUGCGCAUGUUUUAUCCUGAGGAGCUGGAGUGCGUGUUUUGCGGGUCUGGCAGCGAACAGCAUCAGACCUGGGAUCUCAAAAUGCUGCAGGACAGCUGCCGCACUGAUCAUGGCUUCCAUCAGGAAUCUCAGGCCAUACAAUUUCUGUACGAGAUUCUCGUCUCCUACAAUCGUGAUGAGCAGCGUGCGUUCCUACAAUUUGUCACCGGAUCGCCACGUCUGCCAACGGGCGGCUUUAAGGCGCUGACUCCGCCGCUGACCAUUGUGCGCAAGACCCUGGAUGGGAACCAGAAUCCCAAUGAUUAUCUACCAUCUGUGAUGACCUGUGUCAACUAUCUCAAGUUGCCCGACUACUCCAGUCGUGAUGUGAUGCGACAGAAGCUGAAAGUGGCUGCCAACGAGGGCAGCAUGUCCUUCCACCUGUCUUAAAAAGAAAAUAACAAAAUAGAAACAUGAAGAGCAAAUAUUAACCAAUGGCGUAACAAGAAGCGUUAUACACAUACACCCACACAUGCAUACAUAUGCAAAGUCUAUAUAGUUCUAUUUAUCUUUAGCUGAUUGUAGUAACUGUAAAACACUGCAGCAACCGGAUAGCAGCAACCCAUGCAACAACAACAACAAACAUUCAAACGUUUGCGUAA